UAUCGGUACACCUUCUGCAGAUAAAGCAUUGCAAGUACAGCAGAGACCAUGGCAUCAGCUAGAGAAUCAAAUCCCCUGUUAUCUGAACUUGAUGAAGAAUUUGAAGAUCUUAAUUUAUGUGAAGAUGAUACAAGGAUUGUGUUGCUAGGGGGAACUGGAGUUGGGAAGAGUGCAACAGGAAACACCAUCCUGGGCAGAGCAGAGUUUGAAUCUAAAAACAGUUCCAUUUCAAUAACACAUUGUUCUAAGAAGCAAGAAGGUGAAGUUAAUGGGAGGCGUGUUGCUGUGGUCGACACACCAGGCUUGUUUGACACAGAGAACUCUGAUGCAAAGAGUGUCGCGCUUGAAAUUGUGAAAUGUAUUUCUCUGUCUGCCCCGGGACCUCACGCUUUUCUCCUGGUGAUACCAGCAGGUCGAUACACAAGGCAGACAAAGGAAGUUGUGGAGAAAAUCCUAAAAAUGUUUAGUGUAGAGUCUGCAAAGUACACAAUGGUUCUUUUCACUCGUGCAGAUGAACUAGACACAGAGAUUGAGGGGUUUGUAAAGGAGAACAAGGAUCUCCAGCAGCUGGUUGAGAAGUGUGGGGGCCGUUAUCACACCUUCAACAACAAGACGACGAGCGAUCCCAUCCAGGUCCGAGAGCUGCUGGAGAAGAUAGACAGGAUGGUGGCAGAGAACGGAGGAAGCUGCUACACCAAUGAGACGUACCGGAAGGCAGAAUCAGCGAUCAGACGAGAGAUGAAGAGGAUUCUUAGGAAUUAUCCGAUAGACAGAUUUAUGAGCGGAAUGAGGGAAUACCUGCAGAGCCUAAUAAAAUCUGCGAGAGCCCAAGCAGAACAGAUUAACGAUUUCAUAAAGGAUAAUGAAUGGGCGCUGCCAGUGAUAGCACUGGGGGCAAUGUUAGGGCUGGGGUUAGGGGUAGGGAUAGGAGCUGUAGCAGUGGGGGGAGCGGCUGCAAUGGCAGCUGGAGCUGUAGCAGGAGUGACCACAGGGGCAGCAGCAGCCACAGCGGGGGUAGUGGAGGGACCGGGAGCAGGGGCCAGGGUGGGCAAGGCAGUAGGAGGGGCUGCAGCACUGCUACUAACAGGACCAGCUGUAGGGACGGCAGCAGCAGUGGGGGUAGCGGGGGUGGCAGGGAUGGCAGCAAUAGGGGGAGCAGCUGGGCUGAUUAAAAAAACAAUAGAAGCACCAGAAAGAGAACAUCAGCAAUAG
Molecule: messenger RNA, 1212 nt
Organism: Acipenser ruthenus (sterlet)
Lineage: Eukaryota; Metazoa; Chordata; Actinopteri; Acipenseriformes; Acipenseridae
Product: GTPase IMAP family member 9-like
Exons: 2
Coding region: 49-1212 (387 amino acids)
Molecular function (GO): GTP binding
Source: RefSeq, a predicted model, not a curated record